AUGUCUAUCCUAAAGCUGGUCGAGGACCGGCCGACGCCUCGCGCGGUCUACAACUGGAGAGUCUAUCUCCUGGCAGCAGUGGCAUCGUGCACAUCGUGCAUGAUUGGCUACGACAGUGCUUUCAUCGGCACUACACUCUCUCUUGACUCCUUCAAAAGCGAAUUCCAUUUUGAUACUAUGUCCGAUCCAAUGAAGAAUCUGAUUAGCGCAAACAUUGUUUCCUGCUACCAGGCUGGAGCUUUCUUUGGUGCUUUCUUCGCGUAUCCCAUCGGCCACUUCUGGGGCCGUAGGGUCGGCCUGUUGGUCGCUGCCUUGGUGUUCACACUCGGUGCUGGUCUCAUGCUUGGAGCUAAUGGCGAUCGAGGACUUGGCCUCAUGUAUGGUGGACGAGUUCUCGCUGGUCUUGGUGUUGGCGCGGGGUCUAACAUUACCCCGAUCUAUAUCUCUGAAUUGUCGCCUCCAGCCAUUCGUGGUAGAUUGGUCGGUGUUUAUGAGCUUGGCUGGCAAAUUGGUGGCCUUGUAGGAUUCUGGAUCAACUUCGGUGUUGACGAGACUUUGGCCCCCAGCCACAAGCAAUGGCUCAUCCCCUUUGCAGUUCAGUUGAUUCCCUCCGGUCUUUUGCUCAUUGGUGGCUCCUUUAUUCGGGAAUCCCCUCGCUGGCUCUUUGGACGGGGCCGCCGCGAGGAGGCCAUCAAAAAUCUCUGCUGGAUUCGCCAGCUGCCCGAGAAUGAUAUCUACAUGGUUGAGGAGAUUGGUGCCAUUGACCAGGCUCUAGAGGAGCAGCGCCGUAGUAUCGGUAUUGGCUUCUGGAAGCCCUUCAAGGCUGCUGGUACCAAUAAGAAAGUUAUGUGGCGUCUCUUCCUCGGAAGCGCGCUGUUCUUCUGGCAGAACGGAUCUGGUAUCAAUGCCAUUAACUAUUACAGCCCGACUGUCUUCAAAUCGAUCGGUGUCAGGGGCACCAACACCAGUCUGUUCACAACCGGAAUCUUUGGCGUUGUGAAGACUGUGGUAACUUUCAUCUGGCUCCUUUGGCUGAUUGACCGCGUCGGUCGCCGUAACCUGUUGCUCAUCGGCGCAGCGGGUGGUUCCGUUUGCCUGUGGAUUGUUGGUGCAUACAUCAAGAUCGCCAAGCCCGAGGAGAACGCGACCGAUACCCUGAGUGGCGGUGGUAUCGCUGCCAUGUUCUUCUUCUACCUGUGGACCGUUUUCUACACCCCAACCUGGAACGGAACUCCCUGGGUCCUCAACUCGGAAAUGUUCGAUCCCAACAUGCGUUCUCUGGCUCAGGCUUGCGCUGCCGCGUCUAACUGGCUCUGGAACUUCCUUAUCUCGCGCUUCACGCCGCAGAUGUUCACAGCUAUGGGAUACGGCGUAUAUUUCUUCUUUGCUUCGCUGAUGAUCCUCUCUAUCAUCUUCGUCUUCUUCCUCAUUCCUGAAACCAAGGGUGUUCCUCUCGAAAGCAUGGACCAACUCUUUGAGAUCCAGCCCGUGUGGCACGCCCAUGGUCAGAUGGUCGCCCAGCUACGCGAGCAUGAGGAGCAAUUCCGCAACGACGUUGAGGCUUCUGGUAUUGACUUGGCCAAGUCGAACGCUCAGCAGGUUGAGCACGCUGUGGCUGAGACGAAAUAUGCUUGA
Messenger RNA from Penicillium bovifimosum, 1635 nucleotides. Its product is annotated as sugar porter family MFS transporter. The record is from RefSeq and is a predicted model, not a curated record. The transcript has 4 exons. Gene Ontology annotation, biological process: carbohydrate transport; transmembrane transport. Gene Ontology annotation, cellular component: membrane. NCBI's taxonomy places the organism in Eukaryota, Fungi, Ascomycota, Eurotiomycetes, Eurotiales, Aspergillaceae. The coding region runs from base 1 to 1635 and encodes 544 amino acids. Gene Ontology annotation, molecular function: carbohydrate:proton symporter activity.